Messenger RNA from Drosophila ananassae, 2088 nucleotides. Its product is annotated as polycomb protein PHO. The coding region runs from base 294 to 1871 and encodes 525 amino acids. Gene Ontology annotation, cellular component: PcG protein complex; transcription regulator complex. Lineage: Eukaryota; Metazoa; Arthropoda; Insecta; Diptera; Drosophilidae. The transcript has 7 exons. Gene Ontology annotation, molecular function: DNA-binding transcription factor activity, RNA polymerase II-specific; RNA polymerase II cis-regulatory region sequence-specific DNA binding. The record is from RefSeq and is a predicted model, not a curated record. Gene Ontology annotation, biological process: regulation of transcription by RNA polymerase II.
UUGUGUUUUUGUGUUCCUAGUAUGGUCACACUAGAAAAACAUUAUGGAAGAUAAACAGAAAAUAUAUUUUUAUAGAUAGAACUACCAAAAAACUUUGACUAAGAGGUGGUUAAAUUUUUCACAGUUUUAGUAUGUAAAAAACGAAUUUGAAAAAUCUAAAAAGCACUAUACUGAAAUAUAUGUGCCCACUCAUUAAAUUUGUUCGCAAAUAUGAAAUUUUAAACGUGUAACACUAAGUAACUAAAAUUCCAUAAAACACGUGCCUGCGUGCAUGCGCGCAUACGACAAAUCUUAUGCUUAUGAUCUGCAUAGUACAAAAGUUAAUGUCCAAAAACACGGAUAAUAUGGCCUGCGAACGAUAUGGAAUACUUGCUCAAAAUGAAUACUACGAGGAUGAUAUGAAUUUUGAAGACCUAAAAAAAAAAAAUUGUUUGGGAAUACCAAAUGUUCGUAUUCCGGAUGAUAAUACCCCAAGCGCUAUCGAAAAUGCAUGCAGAAAUAAAAGUUUGGAUUUUGGAUUUGAAUCAGAGGACAAUUUUGGUGAUAAUAUAAAUUUUAACUCCAAUCAACUAUUAAAAUCAUCGGAAUUGUUUAAAUCAAAAUUAAAAAAUAACUUUGGAUAUCAAAUGGAUAUGAAAUAUUACAAAAACCACAGUUUCUCGGAAAAACAGAAAAAUGUUAAGACUGGGGUAAAUUCUUUACCUAUUGAUAACUCAGCACUUGCCGAUGAUUCUACUUUAUUAGGAUCGGAAACAUCAAUUACAAUUCAAAAUGGAAAAUCAAGACGCUGGGAACAAAAACAGGUUCAAAUAAAAACUAUGGAAGGAGAGUUUAGUGUAACAAUGUGGGCAUCUGGAACAUCUGAUGAUGAAUAUUCUGGGUCUGAUCCAAACAUUUGCGAUUCGGAAGUAUUGAAAGAAAAUUAUGUGUAUACAGAUGAAAUUGUGGUACAAAAACGGAAAGACAGUAUUCGCGUAGAAUCCUUAUUCCAUCAAGGUGUAUUUUUACCUGAAUCCCAUAAAUUAGAAUUACAGACCAAAUUGGAUUCGCUUCCAAUAAUAGAACAACAGGAAAGACAACAGAAAGGUGGAGGUCAAACAAAUAAUAUGAACUCAAAUAUAAAUACUAAAUCAACAACUAUCUGCGAAGAUACUGCGGCGAUUACGUCAGAAAAUCAAAAUAAUUUAAAAAGUGAUACUGGAUGUGAUGGGCAUAUGUCAAACAGAACCUUGCCAUUUGGACUUGAUAUACAGGAAAGAAUUCAAACAACUAACUUAGCGUCCCCAUAUAGUGAAAACAUAGGUUCAUCAACGGCGUCAACUGAGCUGAAUUACAAUAUAUCACAAGAAAUUCCAUCCACCCCGAAUGACAAGAAAAUAGCUUGCCCACAUAAAGGUUGUCACAAAAAUUUUAGAGAUUCUUCUGCAGUGCGAAAACAUUUACACACCCAUGGCCCUAGAGUUCAUGUGUGUGCUGAAUGUGGAAAAGCUUUCGUAGAAAGUUCAAAAUUAAAAAGACAUCAGUUAGUUCACACCGGAGAAAAACCCUUUCAAUGUACCUUUGAGGGAUGUGGCAAACGGUUUUCACUCGAUUUCAAUUUGAGAACGCAUGUACGAAUUCACACUGGAGACAGGCCUUUUGUUUGUCCUUUUGAUGCCUGCAACAAAAAAUUUGCUCAAUCCACAAAUUUAAAAUCGCACAUUUUAACUCAUGCAAAAGCAAAAAGGAAUACGACAUCAAAUGGAAGUACACGUCAAGAUUUAGCUUCUUUUAUGGACUCAAGUGAAGAAAAUACUACAAAUUUUAUUAAAAUAGAGUUACAUAACAAUAUCAUGGAUAAUCAUGUCCCUUAUGUUGUAUAUGCUGACUAAAUGGAAUCUAUCUAUUGGAAAUCCCCAGUUGACAAAUUCUAUCCAUAAAAAAAUAUAUACUUUUAUCAAAAAUUUUAUACAAAUGUAAAAACUUAUUUUAAUCAAUGAUUUUGAAGCGCAAUUAGAUGUAAAUUAAAAACAUAGAAAUAUAUAUUUAUAACUAAGUUAUUUUAUGAAGUCCAAAUAAAUGAAAACCGAAAUUUAAAUCUUAACUAAA